Molecule: messenger RNA, 4942 nt
Organism: Alosa alosa (allis shad)
Lineage: Eukaryota; Metazoa; Chordata; Actinopteri; Clupeiformes; Clupeidae
Gene: mapk8ip3
Product: mitogen-activated protein kinase 8 interacting protein 3
Biological process (GO): vesicle-mediated transport
Cellular component (GO): cytoplasm
Molecular function (GO): MAP kinase scaffold activity; signaling receptor complex adaptor activity; kinesin binding
Source: RefSeq, a predicted model, not a curated record
UCCGUCAGCUGGCCCCUCCACCUAGCCUGUGCGAGAAUCCUGACCGAACGAGCUGCGGAAACGGCACCGCGAGUAGCCCACCGCUGCCGGAAUCAUCGGACUGGAACCAAAAUUAUCUCUCAGAUAAGGGCGUUUUAAGGCUCUAAGAUUCUUAAUUGGAAUUGGAAGCAGCAGGACCAACAACAUCUAUUUAUUUGAGUCUAUUUAUUUAUUAUUUAUUUGGUCGUCCAUUGAUUUUUUUUCGGGCUGUAAUGGCUGGGCUCUCGGGCUGCGGCUGCUAAGCGGCAGGUGCAUUGUCGAGGACAUGUCUGUGUGUGAUGGAUUUCGCCUCGCCACUGAGAUGAUGGAUCUGCCGGAGCCGACCGGAAUUCACCUCAUCCACAAACGAGCCUUCGAUGGUUAAGCACCACUCCGUUGAACCGCCACGAUGAUGGAACUACAGUUGGAUGAGGUGGUGUACCAGGAUGACUACGGCUCCGUAUCCGUGAUGUCGGAGCGCGUGUCAGGCCUGGCCAACAGCAUCUACCGGGAGUUUGAACGCCUUAUUCACAGUUAUGACGAGGAGGUGGUAAAGGAGCUUAUGCCUCUGGUAGUGAACGUUCUGGAGAACCUGGAUGCGGUAUUGACAGAGAACCAGGAGCACGAGGUCGAGGUAGAGCUCCUGAAGGAGGAUAACGAGCAGCUCAUCACGCAAUACGAGCGCGAGAAAGCGCUCCGCAAACAGGCAGAAGAGAAAUUUAUAGAGUUUGAGGAUGCUUUGGAGGCAGAUAAGAAGGACCUACAGAGACAGGUGGAGUUCCUUGAACUGCAGGGAAAGCAACUUGAAGUCAAGAGCAAGAACUAUGCCGACCAGAUAUCUCGACUGGAAGAGAGGGAAGGUGAAAUGAAGAAAGAGUAUAAUGCCCUACACCAGCGUCACACAGAGAUGAUCCAGACGUAUGUGGAACACAUCGAGCGUUCCAAAAUGCAGCAGGCUGGAAGCAACCAAUCAGAGAGCACAGGCAGCCGAACUCACCGCCACAACAACUGGAGGAAAAGUAAAGCGGAGCGUCCUCCAUCGCUGAGCCUGUACCCCUGUGGGGAUGGGAUGGUACGUGGGGGUGCCGGGGGGGUGAGGAUGCUGCCUGACUGGCAGGGUGGUGACCUCGGUCGGCACAGCUUCACGUCCGGCUACCAGGACGGAUCAGAGUCAGAUUCCGUAGCUGCGACCCCUAGCAGCGGCGGUAGCAAGUCCAACACGCCCACCUCCUCGGUGCCCUCGGCCUCAGUGACCCCCCUAAACGAGGUGCUGGUGUCGGCCGGAGAGUUGGAUGGCCACCGGGGAAGGGGCAGGAAGAGUGCCAAACGACUCAGCAGGAACAUGGAAGUUCAGGUCUCCCAGGAAACCAGGAACGUCAGCAUUGGUAUGGGCAGCAGUGAUGAGUGGUCUGAGUUCCAGGAGAUCAUUGACUCUACUCCAGAGCUGGACAUGUGUGUGGAUCCACGAGUCUAUGGAGGAGGAAACAGUCCAUCUCAGGGCAUAGUGAACGAGGCCUUUGGCAUCAACACUGACUCCCUCUAUCACGAGAUCAAAGAUGCCAAGUCCGACAUCAUUGGCGACGUGGAUGCAGGCGCCGAGCUGCUUGGGGAGUUCUCAGUGCGAGAUGAUUUCUUCGGGAUGGGGAAGGAGGUGGAGAAUCUGCUGACAGAAAACAAACAGCUACUGGAGACAAAGAAUGCCCUGAACAUUGUGAAGAAUGACCUCAUAGCUAAAGUGGACGAGCUCUCAUCUGAGCAAGAAGUGUUGCGGGAGGAACUGGAGGCAGUCAAACAGUCCAAGAACAAAGUGGACGCCAGGGUCAAAGAGCUGGAGGAGGACCUUAAGAGGCUUAAGGCAGAGGCUCUAGGAGCGUCUCAGGAUUCAAAGGAUGAAGGUGGAGAAGAUUACUCGUCCCCGCUGCAGGACGGCGACGUGGCCAUUGCCCAGCGGCGGCGCUUCACGCGCGUGGAGAUGGCGCGCGUCCUCAUGGAGCGCAACCAGUACAAAGAGCGGCUCAUGGAGCUGCAAGAGGCCGUGCGCUGGACCGAGAUGAUCAGAGCAUCGAGGGAGAACCCUCAGAUCCAGGAGAAGAAGAAAUCUACCAUCUGGCAGUUCUUUGCACGUCUCUUCAGCGCCUCCUCCAGUCCUCCUCCUGUGAAGAGACCCUACAGCAGCGUCAACAUCCACUACAAGUCCCCCUCGCCGGCCAGCUUUAACCAGAGGCGCUCCCACACCAUGUGCCAGAUCUCUACGUCCAACCGCACACUUGAGUUCUUCCCCGAAGACGACUCGGCGCUGUCGGUGAGGCGGGAGCAGCGGGAGCAGUACCGGCAGGUGCGCGAGCACAUGCGCCGGGACGACGGGCUCAUGCAGGCCUGCGGCUGGAGCGUGCCGCCCCGAUACAAACAGGUACCGCUCGCACCCGAGACCAGAACCCAGAACCAACCUCACACCCGACCCGAGCCGACCACAACACCUGAGACCGGAACAACCGCGCCCCAGGCGGAAGGCACGCAGGACAGCCCCCUGAAGAGGCAGCAGGCCAAUGAGAAGGAGGACAACCGCAUGAAAAACGUGCCAGUGCCUGUCUACUGCCGCCCCCUAGUGGAGAAAGAUCCAAACAGGAAGCUGUGGUGUGCAGCAGGGGUUGAUUUGACUGGCUGGAAGACGGCCAAUCAGGACGCAGUACCUGCAAAGGCUCCAGCCAAUGGCGCUGACCCACUGACAGCAGAGGAGGAGGGAGGCGAGAACAAGAGCGAGCACAGCUCACCGGAGAAGAAAAAGCCUAAGGAGCUGCAUGAGAUGGACUCUAUGAGCAGCCGCGUGUGGAUCCUGACCAGCACUCACUCGGGCAGCAAGGUGGUCAUCAUAGAUGCCAACCAGCCCGGCUCACUGGUCGACCAGUUUAAUGUGUGUAACGCUCAUGUGCUGUGCAUUUCCAGCGUGCCAGCUGCCAGUGAUAGUGAUUACCCAGCAGGUGAGAUCUUCCUGGAGCAGCAGCAGCAGCCACAGCAGGGUGAGGGCAGCAAAGAGGAGAGUGGUGGGGUGGAGGGCAUGUUAGCAGGCAUCACUCUGGUGGGCUGUGCCACCAACUGCAGCGUAGUGCGCAGCAACUGCUCCUCACGCACUGACACACCUGUCCUGGACAAAGGACAAGCCCCCACAGCUCCGGUGCUAAGCAGCAGGUUGGCCGUGUCCCAGUCGGCUGAGGAGGCCACCGAGGCCACGGAGGUGCCAGAGGAGGCGGGGCCUAACGAGGAAGGGGAAGAGCCCACUCAGACAGGGCCAUUUACCGAGCACGUCUUUACCGACCCACAUACGCAUAGCACAGACAACAACACAAACAGCCAUGAUGGUGGCCAGAAAGAGGAGGUGAACUCAGCUCCUGCAGACUCCCAGGAGGGGGGAGAUGAUCGCGCCGGGACCAGUGUAGCCCCCACUAUGUGGCUUGGAGCCCAGAAUGGCUGGCUCUAUGUGCAUUCCUCUGUGGCCAACUGGAAGAAGUGUCUUCACUCCAUUAAACUCAAAGACUCUGUGCUCAGUCUAGUGCAUGUCAAAGGUCGAGUCUUAGUCGCACUGGCAGAUGGAACUUUGGCCAUUUUCCACAGGGCAGAGGAUGGACAGUGGGAUUUGUCCAACUACCACCUGAUGGACCUGGGCCGGCCCCACCAUUCUAUCCGCUGCAUGGCCGUGGUACACGACAAGGUGUGGUGCGGCUACAAGAACAAAGUCCACGUCAUCCAGCCAAAGAGUAUGCAAAUAGAGAAAUCCUUUGAUGCCCACCCACGCAGGGAGAGUCAGGUGAGACAGCUAGCGUGGAUCGGUGAUGGCGUUUGGGUAUCCAUCCGUUUGGACUCCACGCUGCGCCUGUAUCAUGCCAUCACCCACCAGCACCUGCAGGACGUUGACAUCGAGCCUUAUGUCAGCAAAAUGCUCGGCACAGGGAAACUGGGCUUCUCCUUUGUACGCAUCACAGCUCUCCUGAUUGGAGGAAACCGUCUGUGGGUGGGGACGGGGAACGGUGUGAUCAUUUCAAUCCCUCUGACUGAGACGGUAGUCCUUCAUCGAGGACAGCUCCUUGGUCUGAGGGCGAAUAAAGUGUCUCCCACCUCUUCGGGGGGCGUGAUCCAUGUGUAUGCCGAUGACAGCGCAGAGAAGAGUAACGGAAGCUUCAUUCCCUACUGCUCCAUGGCCCAAGCACAACUGUGUUUCCAUGGCCACCGAGAUGCCGUCAAGUUCUUCGUGUCUGUUCCAGGCAAUGUGUUGGCCACCCUUAAUGGCAGUGUGUUAGAUAGCCCGUCAGAGCCUCAGGGGUCCUCAGCUCCCGCAGAGACGGAAGCCCAGAGUGUGCAGAAUGUACUGGUGCUCAGUGGAGGGGAGGGCUACAUCGACUUCCGCAUCGGUGACGGAGAGGACGAUGAGACAGAGGAAGGGGAGGGUGGCGCCCCUCAGAUGAAGCCAGCGUUGUCGAAAGCCGAGAGGAGUCACAUUAUUGUGUGGCAGGUGUCCUACAUCCCAGAGUGACAAGACCCCCACCCUCUAUCCCGCUUCAUCCCACCCUGUAACUACCCAUGAUUUCCUGUAACUACCCUGUACCACGUUAUGAUGGCCCAGUGCCCUGUAACUAUACCCCCCUAUCCUGUAACUACCUCCCCGAUGCCUUGUAUGUACCCCAUUUAUCCUGUAAGUACCCCCUUACUGCAUUGUAACUACCCUCCAAAUCCUGUACCUACUGUAAGCUCUGUAACUACCCUUUGGCUCCUCUAUCUAGUCCUCGGCACAUUUUAACUACACCCUCAUUUACCAAUGCCCUAUACCUUGUAUGUAUUGAUUCUGGUGGGAAACCAGUCCCCAAAGCACUGCUAAAUCUCCCUUACUUCUCAGAACCUUUGUAUUCCAAACUACUACAGCUGAAAAAAGCCC